AUGGGUCCACUGAACCUGCCAAUAGCAGUAUUGGUACACUUCCAUAGUUACUCUGGUCCUGCGUUCCUAGAUGCAUGUUCUAAAUGUGUACCUGUGCCACCCAAAGUGUUUGAAUGGGUGGCUGAUGGAAAGUAUCUGUCAAGGCAACAAGUGCCCUUGCGGUUGAGGUAUGCAAUGACUAUUCAUAAGUCACAAGGACAGACACUAACAAAAACUGUUGUUGAUUUAGGUAAAGGAGAAAAAGUUGCUGGAUGCACAUUUGUAGCUACAUCACGGGUGAGAUCGAUUCAUGAUAUUGUGUUUGAACCAAUGACAUUUGAUCGCCUGAAAGCAAUUGGUAGGAGUAAAAAUAUGCAAAAACGACUCGAAGCUGAACAGCGACUUAAUUUAAAGUGCUUGCAGAGCAAGCUUGUCCAAACAUAUAAUAGGUCAUGA
Molecule: messenger RNA, 435 nt
Organism: Paramuricea clavata
Lineage: Eukaryota; Metazoa; Cnidaria; Anthozoa; Malacalcyonacea; Plexauridae
Source: the annotation of a GenBank genome assembly